Cokeromyces recurvatus is the source of this 1009-nucleotide messenger RNA. RefSeq names its product transcription elongation factor S-II. The coding region runs from base 23 to 925 and encodes 300 amino acids. The transcript is spliced from 4 exons. NCBI's taxonomy places the organism in Eukaryota, Fungi, Mucoromycota, Mucoromycetes, Mucorales, Mucoraceae. Gene Ontology annotation, biological process: DNA-templated transcription; transcription elongation by RNA polymerase II. Gene Ontology annotation, molecular function: zinc ion binding; nucleic acid binding. The record is from RefSeq and is a predicted model, not a curated record. Gene Ontology annotation, cellular component: nucleus.
UCUCUCUUUUACUAUAUAUAUUAUGAGUACAGAACAAGAACUUCUUAAAGCCAAAAGCUCAAUCCAAUCAGCUUUAGAAAAAGAUAAUGUUCAAACUUGCUUAGAUAUUUUGGAAUCUUUACAAAAAAUUAAAGUGACAGGCGAAGUGUUAAAAAAAACGGAUAUUGGCAAAAUUGUUGGCAAAUUAAGAUCACAUAAAGAUACAAAGCUAUCUAUUAAAGCAAAAUCAGUUGUUAAGAAAUGGAAAGAAGACGUGCUUCGUAAUUCAACUAAUAAUAAUACCACUAGUUCUGCUAUUAAUACACCAACUAUAACACCACCUACUUCUAAAAAGAUUUCACCUUCUUCAUCUCAAGCUUCUUCACCAAAGACACCUUCAAUCGAAGGUCCACCUCGUACUAUGAAAUCAGAUGAAGUCACUUUUCAUUCAACAGGAAAUGGUCCUCGUGAUAAAACAAUUGAGCUUAUCUAUAACUCUAUUGCCUUUGGAUGUGGAGCAGAUUCAGAUUUAUUAAUAAAGCGAGCAUUAGCUAUCGAAAAGACACUCUAUUUAGAAUACAAUGAUGUCAAUCAAAACUAUAAGAACAAGGUACGAUCACUUGCUCUUAAUCUUAAGAAUAAGAAUAAUCCAGGAUUACGUGAAAGUGUUGUGAGUGGUGAAUUAUCAGUUAGUAAACUAUGCAAGAUGGGGGUAGAAGAAAUGGCAUCUGAAGAGGCACAAGCACGUGAUCGUAAAUUAGCUGAAGAAGCCCUCUUUAAGGCAAGAGGUGCUGGAUCUGCUCAAGCAGAGACUGAUAUGUUCAAAUGUGGUAAAUGUGGCGGUAGAAAAUGUACCUAUUUCCAAAUGCAAACUCGAAGUGCAGAUGAACCUAUGACUACCUUUGUUACUUGUGUUGGUUGCGGUAAUCAUUGGAAGUUCUGUUAAAUUACAUUAUUACAUAUACAAAAAUAGAGAAGAAAGCAUUAAAAUAAACAUAUAAACUUUUUUUUUUUUUUUUUUUGUUCAUAG